Rhizoctonia solani is the source of this 1188-nucleotide messenger RNA. Its product is annotated as tyrosinase. The transcript has 9 exons. The record is from RefSeq and is a predicted model, not a curated record. Gene Ontology annotation, molecular function: oxidoreductase activity. The coding region runs from base 1 to 1188 and encodes 395 amino acids. NCBI's taxonomy places the organism in Eukaryota, Fungi, Basidiomycota, Agaricomycetes, Cantharellales, Ceratobasidiaceae.
AUGCGCCUGCUCUUUGUCGCCGCUGCCUUCCCUCUCAUCUCUGCCUACGAUCUCCACGUCCCUACGCCUAAUGAUGAAGUAGUCGUCGUGGCGAGUACUACAAACGAACAUACUCCAGAUGCGGGCAAGUCGAUCUAUUCUGCUCCCCCGGUCAUCAAACCAGGCGAGUGCACGAAACCUGCCGUUCGCCGAGAAUGGCGCACCUUGAGCAAUGGCGACAAGAAGGCAUGGAUUGAUGCAUUGAAGUGCGCCGGUAAUCUACCUCAUUCGGAUGCACUCUACAAGACUCGACUCUCCGGGGGUAUCCCACUGAUCAAUGAGACUUCAUCGCACUACGAUGACUGGACUUACGCGCAUACUGACACGUACACCAAGUCUCAAGUCACAGCACUCUUCUUCCCGUGGCAUCGCUGGUACCUUGAUUCCUUCGAGCGCGUUCUCAAGACUCGUUGCAACUUCAACGGCACAAUGCCGUACUGGAACUGGUCUUUGGACGUCGCCGACCUUUCCAAGUCUCCUAUCUUCGACUCUGAUCCAGUGUACGGUCUAGGAACAUGGGGAGCCGAAGCCAACGACUGGCACGUAACUGACGGCGCUUUUAAUGAAACCAUCCGCGCAUACCCUGUCCCCCACACAAUCCGUCGACAAUGGACGCCACAACCAUUCGACGAGAAUGUGUUGUUCCCGCUCGAGUAUCCCAACAAACAGGCUUGGGCGAACGAAACCGCCACCCACGUCAAAAUCCAGGCGAUUAUUGACGGCAAUCGUGGUGAUUCGGAUAUGUUUUUUGCCGAUAUCGAAGGCGUUCGAGAACAAGGAGUUAGGAAUGCUAUACAACUAGCUGUCGGAGGUGACCUUGCGGCCCCAACUACCAAUCCUGCCGACCCCUUGUUUUGGCUACAUCACGCUAUGCUCGAUCGAGUUUUUGCCAUGUGGCAAGCCAAAUAUCCCGAAAACGCUGGGUCCUAUUCUGGAGGUUCGAUGCAAGCUCUCACGGAGAUAGACCAAUGGCCCACCGGACUGCCACCGAUGGUCAAUACCGUAUCGCUGCUGCCGGUCUCCGGAUUGGAGGCUCACGAUGUCGCCGUAGAGCAGGUCAUGAGCAUCACCAGUAAUUACAAGAACAAAUGGACCGGCUUUUCUGGGGGAAGAUUGUGUUAUACAUACGAUAACAUGCUGUACGCGUAG